CUUGUGUUGGCUAUCUGUGGAAAGACACCAGAUUUGCAUGGCUGUGCAUCAUCUCCUUCCCCCGCCUUCCUUUUUGCAUGAUUCCAACCAGACCCAAUGUCGACAGUCCGGUAGCUGGAGGACGCAUAUCAGAGGAGUGGGAGGGCCCCCGGACGCUGUGCGACCUGUGCUUGGCUCAGGUGUGCCGCAGCCUGGAGCGGCUGUGCAGUAAGCGAGCAGACGGCUCUCUGCUGCUGGCCUCGGCCUUGCUCUUCCCUCAGCAGAUAGCUGACCAGCUACUGCACAAGAUGGCCUCAGAAGGAAUAGUGAACGACAAAACCAUUGGGAUUUUCCACCAGCACAAAGAGCUGCGUUUGAGCCGAGCCUGCCUGCGCCGCUGUCUGGUGUCGGCAGAAGCCUUCCAACUGGCCGUCUGCCCUCACCGGCUUCGAGAAGUGGAUGCGUCCUGGUCCCGAGGCGACAUCAGCGGCGCUCAAAUCGUCUCCGGCUUGGCGUCCAACCCGAAGUGUCGAUCCAGCCUUUGGAAGCUCUCCCUGAACGGGCUCCGUCUCGACUGGGCCGCACUGGCGGACGGCGGCGACGGUCUCCGCUCCCUGAAAGGCCUGCGGACGCUCAACCUCGCCGGCACCGACCUGAGCGACGCUGUCUUAGAGGAUGUCUGCUCUCUCCCUCAGCUGGAGAGCUUAGACAUCUCCUGCACCGCCGUCACCAAGCUGACAGCUCUCCUCCGAUGCAAGACGACUAUCAGGUGUUUGACGGCCCACUGCCUCCGGCAGCUGAAAUCGACGGCGGACGCUUUGCUGUCCGUGCUCGGCCAGCUCGACGCUCUGAGACAUUUGGACUUGUCAGACGACCACUUGACAGGACGGAGUGACGGAGAUGUCGUUCUGCGUCUUCUGCGGGCCGGACCCGAGGUUCUUCCCUCCUUGGUGUCUUUGGACUUGUCGGGCAGGAGGAGAAUCAAUGAGGCAGCGGUCGGUGCGUUUGUGGAAGCCAGGAAGGAUCUGGUGUUCUUGGGCUUGCUGUCAACUGGAGUUUGCGCCUGCCCUGCCCUGUCGGCGCAAAAAAAACUCAAAGUCACCGGACAGGCUCACGAGAAGCAGUUGUGCGAGGCCCUCAGAAGGUACAGAGACAGAGCGUGUUUCACUCGAGAGGCCCUCUUCCAUCUCUACAAUUUGACCACCGACUCGCAGAAGCCACACCCAGAAAUGCUGGAGCUGGUGCUGAGGUCCAUGCAGAGCCACCCUACGAGUCUGCACGUCCACCUGGUGGCCACGGCGUGCGUGUUCAACCUCACCGCUCAGGACCAGGCCGAGGCCAUGCCUGUGGGCCUGCUUCGCUACGCCGUCACGCAGCUGCUGCACAGCAUGAAGACCUUCCAACAACAUACGCAGGUCCAAAAGAAUUGUCUUCUGGCACUCUGCAGUGACUACAUCCUCCAGGACGUCCCGUUUGACACGUAUUUAGCAGCCACGCUGGUGAUUAACUGGCUGAGCAGCCACGAAGAUCCCACCCUUCAGAGGAUGGCCGUCGCUGUCAUCUCCAUCCUGGUGGCCAAGUUAUCCACAGCGGAGGUUGCAAAGCUCGGGGAAGAUGUCUUCAUCGUGAAGCAGUUGUUGGCUAUCGUGCAGCAGAGGGCCAUGUUGGGAGUGGUCGACUCCACUCUGAAAUUUGCUUUAAGAGCUUUGUGGAACCUAACCGAUGAAAUGCCCGUAGCGGCCCGCAACUUUAUCCAGUGUAACGGCUUGGAGCUGUUUGAAGAAAUUUUGGAGUCCUACUACACUGAACCUUCCAUUCAGCAGAAAGUUCUCGGGCUCCUGAACAACAUCGCAGAGGUGGAGGAGCUGCAGACGGAGCUGAUGGUGGCAGACCUGUUGGAGCACAUUGUCAGCCUCCUGCAGGACACCAAGGUGGAGAUGGGGGUGCGCUACUUUGCCGGCGGCAUUCUUGCUCACCUCACCUCGCGGCCGGAGGCUUGGAUCUUGGACGAGAAGCUUCGCAGCCGCAUCCUCGAGCAGCUGCACGUCUCCAUUGCAGCUUGGACCCAUCUGGAGAAAGAAAUCGUGUUUUACAGGUCGUUGCGCCCGUUCUGCCACCUGCUUGGGACAUGUCAACCCACGGGCGUGCAACUGUGGGCUGUGUGGGCCAUUCAUUUCGUCACCACGCAAAACGCUUUACAUUACGGCUGGAUGCUGGAGCGGGAAGGUGUGACCGAACGUCUGAAGGCUCUGGCUUCACAUCCAGACUCUCACGCCAUCAUUAGGGGACUAUCGGAGAGCAUCUUGUUUCUGCUUGAGCGCCACAAAGGGGCGGAGCCUCACAGCUCUUAGCAAAAAAUGCAAUCAAAUCAAAGCAGAAAUUGUUUGUGUGAACGAGAAAGAAAGAUGGCCGCGUUUGUAGGUACAGAUUAGAUACAUUGGCCAAAUUCUGACGUAGUGAUGAGUGAAGUUGUUCAACAUUGAGGUCAAAUUGUGUGGAUCUGCUGAGGGCAAGCACAAAUUGAAUGCCUGACAGCAGUUUGCACAUGUGGCCGCUAGAGGGUACUCGAGAGCUUUGGCUUCGGGGCUGAUGGCAGUCAAAUACGUAUCAAGUUCACUCAACGUAGUUUUGCCACUUUUCUGAGUGACAUGCCAAAAUUGGGACUGCACUGCACACUCCAAUUGGAUUCAUUAACCUCAAAUCGAAGUUCUGACUUUCAAAGUUGGACUAAAAGUAUUUUUAAGUAUAAAAUGUCACAUUUGCAUUCAUCGCCAGAAUUUCCAUUGAAGCAAAUCCACUUAAUAUGUUAACCAAAAAGCUUUGGGCAGAUUUCCUUCUUUGGCUUUCUGCUUCUCCAUUUGCACUGUUUAAGCUGGCUUAGCUGGCUGCUGACAUCACACUCGUAUCACUCUGAUCUCUCUCUAUUAAAAAACGCACCAUCAUCAUUGCCCAAAACAUCAAGUGUUCCUUUCAAACAGCAGGAUUGAGACAGAAAUAAAGAUGUCACAAGAAAAGUGCCAAAAAUAUCUCGAGUAAAAAUAAACAAAGCCUGAAGUGGAGGCUGAAAAGAGACCAGCUGCAGAUAAGAGAGAGGGGAGAAAAAAGACAUCUAAGAGCAUUUCAGGCUUGAAUAAAAAUAUAGCGGGACCGAG
Syngnathus acus (greater pipefish) is the source of this 3131-nucleotide messenger RNA. RefSeq names its product protein zyg-11 homolog. The transcript has 14 exons. The record is from RefSeq and is a predicted model, not a curated record. Lineage: Eukaryota; Metazoa; Chordata; Actinopteri; Syngnathiformes; Syngnathidae. Bases 78 to 2330 code for a protein of 750 amino acids. Gene Ontology annotation, cellular component: Cul2-RING ubiquitin ligase complex.